UUCUAUCUGACUUGCUUACACUUAUCGUCUUUCUAUUUUUUAAGUCAGUUAUUAAAUUAAUUUUUAAAAAUCUAGAACACCAGUUUCAGAAGACAAGCUCCACUCAUGAGGAAGGAACCUAGAUUACAGGCAGCCUUGGAACUAAGAUGCCGCUUGGGUUUUCUGGGGCAUAAGUUGCAAGCCUUUAUCUUUCUGAUGAAUUUUGUGAUGCUCUAUAAGUUUCUCUUUCUCUUUGUGUACAAAUCUCAGUUGUUCCCUCUUGAUUUUCAGGGAUUCUUAGUCAUGGUGGGGAAGCCUGUGCUUCACUACUUCAAUGGCAGGGGCAGAAUGGAGUCCAUCCGAUGGCUUUUGGCUGCAGCAGGAGUGGAGUUUGAAGAAAAAUUCUUUGAAACACGUGAAGAAUUUGAAAAGUUAAUCCAAGGUGGAACCCUGAUGUAUGAACGAGUGCCCAUGGUGGAAAUGGAUGGAAUGAAUUUGGUAGAAUCCAGGGCCAUUCUAAGAUACACAGCUGCAAAAUAUGGCUUGUAUGGAAGGAACCUGAAGGAGCAAGCCUGGAUUGACAUGUAUGUAGAAGGCUUGAGGGACCUGAGUGACAUGAUUAUGUACUUUCCACUAUCUCUGCCUGAAGAGAAGGAAAUGAAUCUUGAGUAUAUUCUCCAGCGAGCCAUUACGAGAUUCUUCCCUGUCUAUGAGAAGGCACUAAGAGACCCUGGGAAAGAUUUCCUUGUGGGCAGUCAGCUGAGCUGGGCUGAUAUACAGCUCCUUGAAGUCAUCUUAAUGGCUGAAGAGUGCAAACCCAGUGUCCUCUCAGGCUUCCCUCUGCUACAGGAAUUCAAGGUCAGAAUCAGCCACAUCCCCACAAUUUACAAAUUUCUCCAGCCUGGAAGCCAGAGAAAGCCUCCAAUGGAUGAAGAAUCCAUUAAGAAAGUGAAGAAAAUAUUCAAAUUUGAAAAUGGCAUGUUUCUCAAAAACAUGAGCACUAUAGAAGCUGAGUAUUAACAAUUCAAGAGGUUGAAUUCAAGAGGUUCAGGACAUACUGCACACUUCAUUUAUAGAAAGGCCCAGUAAAAUAUCCUAAAGAUAUGUUAAUAAAGAAACAAAAGUAAUAAAUGCAUAAGGAAAUAAAGUCCCUAAAACUUGCCUGCAAAUUAGAAAACUCCUUUUCUAUUUUUCCUAAAUAUUCUGACACCACUUAGAAUGAUCCAAAUAUGAAUUCUUUUAAAAAAAUGAUAAAGAAUUCUUCUGGAUUUUUCAUGUGCAAAGAGUGAAAUCAUAAGUAAGCAAACAGAUAUCAAGGAUUUCUUUAAAAACCAAAAACCGAAUGACAAGAAGGGCAUGUAUCACCAUCAUUCACUUCUACCAUCUUUUGGAAACAGUCCAGGACUCUGUACAGCUUCAAUUAGUUCCUAAAACUUUGUCACUUGAGUAUGUCACAGGUAUUGCAUAUAUUUCUAUGAUCAAUUUCUAUAUCACUGUCAUAAUCAAAGGCUGAGUAGAAGCUGUUGUCAGUCUGAACCUGCAGGCUUUUCCCUUCAUCUUUGACAGGUGACAAAUAAGGAGAGUAGCUCAGUUAUGACAGUAUGUUCCAGCCUUGCUUGUGGUUAACAAUCUCUUUGGCAUCCUUAGGAUUGAUGGGAUUUUUCUUUUUUAAAGUAUAUCAAGGACUUUGUUUAAGUUUCCUUUGGGGUUCAACCAAUGGUUUGGGUUUUUUUUCCUCUUAAUUGAAUUCCUUGUCACUAUCAGCUGGCAAAUGAAACCAACCUAACAAACCAGAUCUAUUCUGCUGCUAUGGGCUGAAGACUCUGCACUCCCUCACUUAAACAAAGGGUAUGGAAACCAAUAGGACUAAAAUCACAGGCUUUUAGACUUCUGAGGGGUUUUGUUGACCAUUAAGUUAAAGUCUUCCUUGAGGAAGUGGAAUUGAGUCCAGAGACAGGGAGUAACCUCCCAAGAACACAAUAGUCAGCGGCAGGUGCCUUGGACAUUAGAAGUUAUAACUAUGCCCAAAUUUGAAGUGGUGAUUUGAGGGGGAAAAAAAUACAACAACAAAACUUUUUAAGACAUUUUUAUUUUUUUAUUUGAAUACUGAUAUAUUCUGUUAGAGUAUAUCCAGAACGGAAUUCUUUUAAAGGAAAAAAAUAACACUGGCAGAAAUUAAAUGCAAUUAAAAUGGAAAAAAAAUAAAAUUUCUGAUAUAGCACAAGUAACAAACAUCUAAGUUAGUAUUUUGUGAAGUCUACUUAGGAAAUUCCUUUAUUGGAUAAGUUGUAGUUUAAUUUAAACUUGAGUCAUCAGUAUUUGGAACUGUCAAAAACAAUAUUACAAAUAUAAAAAUAGCCACAGCAAGUGAAAGAGCUUAUCGGGAUUCAUUAAACACCUUUAAUGAAAACAGUGCUUAACAAAUAGAAACAGUUUAAAUUUUUGCUGUUUUUUUUUUAAAAAAAAAAACUACCUUAAACUUUUAUUCAUCUUAGAGGAGACA
This is a messenger RNA of Marmota monax (woodchuck), 2482 nucleotides long. RefSeq names its product glutathione S-transferase. NCBI's taxonomy places the organism in Eukaryota, Metazoa, Chordata, Mammalia, Rodentia, Sciuridae. Gene Ontology annotation, biological process: glutathione metabolic process; xenobiotic metabolic process. The record is from RefSeq and is a predicted model, not a curated record. The coding region runs from base 106 to 999 and encodes 297 amino acids. The transcript has 6 exons. Gene Ontology annotation, molecular function: glutathione transferase activity.